AUGGCGCGGCCGCCCGUGCCCAGCUCGCAGAAGGCGCUGCUGCUGGAGCUGAAGGGGCUGCAGGAGGAGCCGGUCGAGGGGUUCCGGGUCAGCCUGGUGGACGAGGCGGACCUCUACAACUGGGAGGUCGCCAUCUUCGGGCCCCCCGACACCUACUACGAGGGCGGCUACUUCAAGGCUCGGCUGCGCUUCCCCAUCGACUACCCCUAUUCUCCUCCUGCCUUUAGGUUCUUAACCAAAAUGUGGCACCCCAAUAUCUAUGAGACCGGCGAUGUCUGCAUCUCCAUCCUCCACCCGCCCGUGGACGACCCGCAGAGCGGGGAGCUGCCGUCCGAGCGGUGGAACCCCACGCAGAACGUGCGGACCAUCCUGCUGAGCGUGAUCUCGCUGCUGAAUGAGCCCAACACGUUUUCUCCAGCCAACGUGGACGCCUCGGUGAUGUACCGCAAGUGGAAGGAGAGCAAAGGGAAGGAUCGGGAGUACACGGACAUCAUCAGGAAGCAAGUCCUGGGAACAAAGGUGGAUGCCGAGCGGGACGGCGUGAAGGUCCCCACCACCCUGGCCGAGUACUGCGUGAAGACCAAGACUCCAGCCCCGGAUGAAGGCUCAGACCUCUUCUACGAUGACUAUUAUGAGGAUGACGAGAUGGAGGAGGAAGCCGACAGUUGCUAUGGUGAUGAGGAUGACUCUGGCAACGAGGAAUCUUGAUGGCCUUAUGGCACUUGCAAAACUUAUUAUAAACUACUGAAUUUUACCUCAACUAGGACAAACUGGUUUGAACUUAGGAUCUGUCAGCUCUGAAAUUAACUCUCUACCUCGCAGGGAGACUGUUCUGCUGUUGUAAAGGAAAGCGCACCACUGUCUU
Molecule: messenger RNA, 865 nt
Organism: Nothoprocta perdicaria
Lineage: Eukaryota; Metazoa; Chordata; Aves; Tinamiformes; Tinamidae
Gene: CDC34
Product: cell division cycle 34
Exons: 5
Coding region: 1-708 (235 amino acids)
Biological process (GO): ubiquitin-dependent protein catabolic process; protein polyubiquitination
Molecular function (GO): ubiquitin conjugating enzyme activity
Source: RefSeq, a predicted model, not a curated record